Molecule: messenger RNA, 3445 nt
Organism: Coturnix japonica (Japanese quail)
Lineage: Eukaryota; Metazoa; Chordata; Aves; Galliformes; Phasianidae
Source: RefSeq, a predicted model, not a curated record
CUCUGAGCCGCUACUCACACAGUGGAACAUAUAUGUUUUCAGUAAUUGGUUGUGGUUUUCUUAUGGGGAUUUGGUUUUGUUUCUUCUUUUCCUUCCUUGUUCAGCUUGCUACAGAUGCACUUCAAGCAGCUAUUGCCCAACUACAAACUUGAAGCUUUCAGUCUUCAGGAACCCGAGCAUUUCGAUGCCUUCCAAGAGUGGCCAGACGGCUAUGUGCGCCUCAUCUACUCCAGCGAGGAGAAGAAUGCCCAAAGGCACCUGAGCGGCUGGGCCAUGCGCAACACCAACAACCACAACUGCCAGAUCCUGAAGAAGUCCUGCCUUGGCGUGGUGGUGUGCGCGGGGAGCUGUGCCUUGCCCAGCGGUGCCAGGCUGCAGCUGCGGCCCGCCAUCUGCGACAAGGCGCGGCAGAAGCAGCAAAAGAAAGCCUGUCCAAACUGCAAUGCAGCCCUCCAGCUCAUCCCUUGCCGCGGGCACAGUGGCUAUCCUGUCACCAACUUCUGGAGGCUUGAUGGCAAAGCAAUAUUUUUCCAGGCCAAAGGAGUCCAUGACCACCCUAGACCAGAGAGUAAAUUGGAGGCAGAGGCAAGACGAAGUGCAAUUAAGAAGCAAAUGUUGUCUUCUCAGAAUUCCCAGAAAAAGAGGCUUCUGAACUCAGAGGCUGGAAGAUACCAUGAUAGCAGUGGCUAUGUCAGUAACAUGCAAAAUCUGCCCUCCAUAGAUGUGCCAGAAAGAGUCAGCAUCAUCACAGACACCAGUUUUUCAAUUCCAGCUCAGUCUUACCCUUUGCCGCAAAAUACUGACCUCUACAAGAUGUCUUAUGACUCGGCCAGCUUCCAAGAGGACCAGCUGUUGCCAUACCAGAAGUACCCUAAUCCUAGGAUCUACAUGCCCAGGCCAUGUAGUUACGAGUUUGGAGUUCCUCCCUUCAUUAGCUCCAGCCCUUACCCAACAUGUUUUAAAGAUCCAGCAAAUCCUCCUCUCGAUGCUGACCCUAUCAGUUUGAAUGGAUCUCACUACAAUUCCUUGACUAGCAUUGACAAGAGCUUUGACCAUACUGGUAGGCAUUAUGGACUGAAACCAAUCUGGGGAAAAGCUGGCAGUGGUGACAGGAGCGACUGUGGUCAGGUGCAAACAAGCACUAACCACCCUUAUUAUGGUGGUGAGUACACUGGCAAAUACGGCCCCAGUCCUUCUCCCAUGGCCCCACCGCUACAGACUGUCAUCACAACCACCACAAAGGUGUCCUACCAGGCCUACAAGCCAUCCAUGCUGAAAUACACCGACAACCUCUGUGACAUGAAAAACCUUCAGAGCUAUACACAUGUGGCUGAAAAUGUCUCAGGCACUAUCUAUUCAGGGAUGAAGAUUCAGGAAGACUUUGGAAUGAUCAAGUCAGCAUUGCUCUACCAGCAUGACCCAGUCACCACAAAGUCCGAACCAGUUGAGAGCAUGGAAGCCUAUCGGUUUGGGUUACCAAUGGGGAACAGCUAUGCUGAUCAUGAAGGACAAGCCUUAAGGUUUGAGAGUGCUGAAUAUUGACUAAAUGUUACCUACAUUCUAUUGGGAUGGUCAACUGGGAAAUUAAUGGUUGCACUAAUGGUAUGUUGUUUGAGAUUUGAGGAAGAGUGAGAAAGCAAUGUGUAGUUGCUUUCUGGAGCUGAAUAAAGCAUAUUUCCCCCCCCAGAAAAAUCAAUAUAUGUACCUCUAAAAGAGUAGGAAAGGUCCAGACAUGACUGAGAGAUGGUGAUGUGGAGACAAAGCACUUUGGGAAGUAAGCGGCCUCUUGGAAUGGAAACUGUGAUCUGCUUACAGCCACUGUUACUGCCAGUAGCUGGAGAGUGUGCUCCAACUUGGAAAGGAAAACACACCCCAGGUAGUUGAAAAAGGAAAUAGAAGUGGCUAUAGAUUACAGCCAGUGGAAAGAAAUGACAGUGAGACAAGCUGCAGGAUAAUUAACCUGAAUGAUCCAUCCACCUGCCGUGAUCUAUAUAAUGAAUACAAAAACUAGUGGGCUAGAGAAAUGAUAAACCUGCAUGGAAGCCACAUUUUUGUUUAGAAGCAGCAGGUCUCAGUGCAAACAAACUUUGUUGAUUACUACUCCUCUUUUCCCUGCCUCAUUGUUAGGUCUUUCUCUCUCCUGCAAGGGAUAUUUACUAUCAGUUCCUAGCGUCCCCCAACAGUGUUGUUCUCCUAGGAAUAAAGCAACCAAGCAAGAGGUUCAAAGCCAAAAUUUUCUGAGAUCCUGAGAUAAACAAAGAAACUUGGGAACUUGCACUUCUCCAGUUAAUGAAACCCUUCUCCAGUAGGUCCAGAAGAAGACAGCACUGCUGGUUUCAAUUUACAUAGUUUGGAAGUCUAGUACUGUUUAAUGAAACAAAACCAGUAUGCCUAGCAAGAGAGCUAUGUAGGCAGGGAUUUGGUUGAGGUGACAGCAUUAAUUACUAGUUACCAAUUAUUUUAACUUUUUAGGCACUCAAAUAUUUUUGAACAUGUUUUUGUAUAUUUUUGCUGUUUGAGUAAGAGCAUGCUCCUGUAUGCUUCUAAUAAACAUGCAUUUAAACACAAAACAACAUGUAAUCUAACACAAAUGGUUCACUAGUUGGCUUCAAUGUGCAGAAUCUUGCAGUGCUGUCAUCAGGUUAAUAACGAAACCUUACUUCUAUGAUAUGGUGUGCAAACACUUGGGUUUAUGUCAUUAUAUUUGGUGUACUGCUUUUUUAACUUUGUAUUUUUUUUAUGAGAACAAUGCACACAAUCUGAUACUUGAAAUGGAGUUGCACAGCCAAUUAAUGAACAACAUUCAGCAACACCGAUCAGCAUUUUAAAAGCUCAAGCCACUCAAAGCUGGAAUUUAUCAAGAGACUGAAUGAAUUAUCAAGAGUGAAUGAAUUCAUCUACAUCAAGCUUACACGAACCUCCAGCGUAUUUGCUGUCUGCCUCAUGAGGCUCUUGUUUAAAUUUAAGAUAAAGCUUCCUAACAUUAGGAAAAAAAAUGGAAGUAUAGAUGGGAAGAUGGGUUAAGGUCAAGUAAAAUGACUGGAAAGCGGUUCAUAGAAGAUCCCAAAGUCAAAGAGUUCUAAAGAUAUAAGAUAUCCCAUUUUGCAUUGGCUUUAGACAAAUCAGAUGACUGUGACUCUACCUUCAGAUAUGCUAAAAAUGCCAGGACAAGCUGUGGGGGUUCUGUGCUGUUAAUAUACUGGUAUAAAGCUUGUUGCUGUAUCUGUAUGCUUAAAUUGUUAUGCUAUGCUCUCAAAACGCAGUCUUUUAAGCAGGACUUUGUACUUGCUGAGUAAAAGUAGAAAACUGUCAAAAUGCUACUUUUGGGGGUAGACUUAUGUCUGAUAAACACAACAGCUGUUAAAGCACAGCACAAAGAUGUGGUAGCAAUUAGCUCACUGUAUCACCUGUGGCCCUCAAACAAAUAAAAACUCUCUGAAGAUUA